Molecule: messenger RNA, 1937 nt
Organism: Mobula hypostoma (lesser devil ray)
Lineage: Eukaryota; Metazoa; Chordata; Chondrichthyes; Myliobatiformes; Myliobatidae
Gene: gucd1
Product: guanylyl cyclase domain containing 1
Exons: 6
Coding region: 128-835 (235 amino acids)
Source: RefSeq, a predicted model, not a curated record
CCGGCGGUCCCCCGGCGCAACCUUCCCCCGAUAGGCUGGGUUCGGAAGGAUUCGGCCCGGGGGAAGGGGCGCCAGCGCCGGUGCCAGUGGAGGAUCUUCCCGCGGGCGGGCUGCUGUCGCGGCAGCCAUGAAGCCGAGUGAACCCAACAUCUUAUCGAGUGACCUGGUUCGGUUGAACGUGCCUGUCAUUCAGCAGUCCUUUCACUGGGAUUGUGGACUUGCCUGCUCCAGAAUGGUGCUGCAGUACCUGCACCCGGUGAGCGAUGAGGAGUUUCAGACCGCCUGCUGGAGACUACAGUUGGGUGAGAGUGUCUGGACCAUUGACCUGGCCUACCUGAUGCAGCAGUUCGGUGUCACACACAAGUUCUGCACACAGACACUGGGCGUUGACAAGGGCUAUCGAUACCAGUCUUUCUAUCGGAAGCAUUUCGAUACCGAGGAGGACCGGGUAAAUCAGCUGUUUGCUGGCGCUGCAGCAAACUGUGUUAAAGUAGAGAAAAGGUCUGUCACCAUUCAGGAGAUCGAGGAGCACCUGGCCCAGGGUCACGUGGUGGUGGUCCUGGUCAACGCUGUGCUGCUCGUCUGUGACCUCUGCUCAGCCCCACUCAAGUUUUGCUGCCUCCUUCCCAUUGGGCAGAAGUGCUUCUGCCGGAAACCGGACUAUCAAGGACAUUUCAUUGUGGUGUGUGGUUACAACAGGAACUCGGGCUGCAUCUUCUACAACAACCCAGCCUACUCUGACAGGGUCUGCUGCACAUCCACGAGUAACUUCAACGAGGCGCGUAUGAGCUAUGGAACAGACGAAGACAUUCUGUUUGUUUACAAGGACAGCUGACAGCAGCACUGCCCACAGGACCCUCUCUCCGCUCCGAGGACAUUCUAGUGACGGCUGUGCGAGUGCCCAAUCCCCAGAGCUGCAUGGUACCCGCGAACUCACCCCUCUUUCCCAUGAAUUGGAAAGGAUCUUUGCGCCACUGCCUAUGGGAGUUCCUUCCCUUCUGUUUGAAAUGUGCCAAAGAACCUGUAGGAAAUGGGCCCGAGAGAAACAGUAAUGCAUCAGCUCCUGCUGCUCAUCUCCUCUGCAGUGAUCCUCUGCCCUGCUGCUACACAACACUGAGCUAAACUGGUUUAAAAAGAGUCAAGCUGGUUCCACAAUCUACUGUUCUGAGGAGGAAAUCAGUUGAGAUCCAGUGAACACUUUGCAUGCUCAGAAUGCUGCUGUUGGAAUUUUGGUGGAGUUGUAGGGAAAAGAGGGAUUGUCGAUACGGAAUUGAUGUGGUCCAACUCAGAAUCUGUUGCUGACUCUGUCUGCUGCUGUUGUACUUCCUGUGGGAUCUUUGGUUGGGCUGGUGUCUAGUUAGUGGCAUGGCUGAGGUCUGCCUGACUCACAGGCCCAGGCACCAGGGAAGCCUUGUGCCUGCAUGGUGGAGAGCUGGAGUGACAGGUCCCUAAUGACACCGGCCGCCCCUCCACGGCUCCGGGCACACUAUGGAGCAUUGUCCACCCCAAGCCACGAGUGAGGGAAGGGGAAACAUUCUCACGUUGUCCCGGCACACAAUGCCAUGGGUCUUUCACCUUUCCUGAUGUGUCAGAUCUGUUUAGACAAUGUGUCUGUCCUUUUACAGAGGACAUGUACCCUAGACCUGUCUCACCGCCAUUGUUGACUCUGCCUUGAUUCUCACCUUGUUUCAGUUUGGCGGGCCCUUUCUAACCACUAACUGGACUUGAGUGAUGCCGAAAGAGAUAUUGAACACAUUGCGAUUAGGAUGAUGAUGGAUACGCCUGUGAAUUUCUUUCAGAUUUGGUUCUGUGGCUCUCGAUGCCAUUUGUCUGGAAACAGUUCUCUCUGUUUGCAAAGCUUUUCAGUUUAUGGUACAUUAGUUUCACUGUUAUGGGUUGAAUUAAAAGGUGAUUUGCUAAUGAUUGGUUGGAUAUCU